AUGAGCUCGUCGCAAUCGGAACGAGAAUUCGGCAACGAGAUCGGCAACACGAUGACCGCCUCGCAGGAAUUGAGCACCAGCGCCGACGCGGUUUUGUGUAAAAAUCUCGACUCGCUGCCCGACAAGACUCCGUCGAUGGAGAAAAUCACGAAUGGCGGUGAAACGUCGACUUCGCUGCUAUCUAAUGCGCUCGCCACUGAAAUCUACACAAUAGUUCAUAAUAGUAAUUCGGAUCUCGAUGAGUUGAUGGAAGACGUCGAAGAUCACAUUGAAGACUUUUUCAUCGGCGAAACUGUAAUCAAUUCGGGUAAAGAAUACAUAAUCGAGAGCAAAGAGCGACGAGGUGGUCUCGUUAUGUACACAAUGACUGACGGCACGAAAAUUGGUCAUCGAGAUUUGAGGCGAAAAAAGGGAAUUUCGACUGAUUUUCUACGAAAAUUGAUUGAAACGCACGCGAAAUUUGAUGGAAAAUGUUGGAAAAUCGACGACGACACACGAAAAUUGUACGACAUCAAAGAGAAUGUUGUUGAACAGAAAUUGGCGCCGAUUUUUUGCCGAAAGUCGUCGGAGAAUGCGAAAAAAGAAUCCGAUUCGUCGGAUGAGGAAAAUGUGGAAUCGAGCGAACGACGCCUGGCAUUCAACGGACGCGCUUCUGGAGGCAUCGCACCUUCGUCGAAAUUCAAAAAAAUGCAGGAAAAGCUGAAAAAGAACGAGGAGCGCAAAAAAUUGAAAGAGCAAAAACUGAAAGAGAAAGAAGAGGAGAAACAGCGAAAAAUCGAGGAGAAGCUGAAAGAAAAAGCGAAAAAAGCCGAAGCAAAGACGAAUGCGAAAAAAUCGUCGUCGAACGGCGGCGGAAUUGGGCAGUUUUUGACGAAGACGCCGAAUUCGAAGACGUCAUCUGGAGUCGAAACAGGAACACCGUCGGUUUGGGCGGCGAAACGAUUGAAGAAUGCGACGAAUCGAUUGGAAGAGGCUUGGAAGAAGCGAGAUUCGGAACAAUUCAAUGAAGCUUGCGCAUAUUGCGAGAGCCAAUUGUCGAAAAAUCAGAUCAAGAACAUUGAGAAUCCGAUUUGGAGGUUUGCUGUUCAGAAAAUUGUCGACAGAAAUGCCGAUAAGGCACUCAUGAAGAACAUGAAGCCGGAAAAACGGAAGGAAUAUCGACAGCAGAUGUUGGAAAGACGACGAGACGAGUACCGAUUGAUGGAAUCUCGCAUUCGAGCACAUUUCUCGGAGGUGUGCUUCGAAGAGGAUUUGACGAUCACGUCGGAGAAAUUGCGAAUCGAAAUGUGCGAACAGCUCGAGAAUCCCGAAAUUGCGGCACGUUGCCUCGAAAUUUGCGAGUUUUUCGUGUCGAUGAAGGAGAUUAUGAAUUUUUCGGAGAGAAUUACAGCGAACGAUUUGAGUAACUCGUUCAAAACUGGGCGUGAGGGAUUCGAGAAGUACACUUGGAAAAUUUAUGACUGUCUACUCGAGAAUUUGCUGCAGAAUGAAACUUAUGCUAAAAUUGCGCAUAUGAAUGCGCGAUUGCGCGAAUUUCCGCUGAAUGUGAACACGAUCACCGAAGCGACGCGAGCGUUUCUCGUCAGAUCGUUUGAAACAAGGAAUAUUCCGGAUUCGGUCGAUGAUGAAGAGGAUGAUGAGUCGAAACUGAAAAAGGAAGAAAUUGAGGAGAAUAUGGAAUUUGAUGAGAUUUACGAAGGAACUGAAGCGAAUGGAGAAGUUCAAACUCGCCAAAAAUUAUUGGAAUUUUUCAAUGACGGCAAAUGUUUGGAGGAUUUUCCUGCUGAGCAUCACCUCGAGCUCAUUGAGCACCUCAUUCAGCUCCUAAUCGAUUCGCAAAUUGUUCGUGACGCUUUCAACGCCGAGCCGGAUAGCAUCGAGAAGUAUCGGUCAAAAAUUCGGGCGUUUCAAACGAAAAUUGACGAAACAACGACGGAAAUUGGUGAAAUUCCCGUCGAGACGCGAAAUAUUGAGAUGUUGUCGCGAAAAGAAACGAAGGAGAUCGAAAUGCGCGCGAAAAGGAAGGAGCAUCUCGAGAGGAAGUUGAUCGAUCUCAAAGAGGAGCUCCAAAUUUUGAACUCCAAAAUGGCGACUGAGAAGGAUCUUUUUAUGCGAGUUUUCCGUGUUCCGUGUAUCGGACAGGAUCGCCAUUUACGGAAAUACUAUUGGACGGCUUAUAAUCGAGAUGGUGGCAUUUGGGUGCAAGAUUUUGGCACACUGAAUUAUGAGAAAUGGGUUCGAAAAUGCGUCGAGCAGAAGCUCGACGUCGAUGGUCCCAUUGAGAGUUUGCCGAAAUUUGAGCCCGAUGAGAAGAUUGAGGAGAAAUGGUACCGAAUCAGCAAUAUCGAUGAGCUCGAAAAUCUCAAAAAUCAAUUAUUGAAGAGUGGUCGACGCGAAGGAGAGCUUUAUAAGUUCUUGAAAGCGAAUUUGGAAGAUAUUCGGGGAAGCAUCACACGCGAUUUUGGCAGGCAGUUCAAUCGUUCGCCGAGCCCUGAAGAACACGAGCCAUAUUUGGGUGUAUUUGGAGCAUUCAAGGUGCAAUUGAUGGCGUUUUUGAAGGAUUUGGUCGAGAGCAAAAUGACGAGUUUGUCGAAUGUCGAGGAAAUUGCGGCGAAUUUGGAAAACGCGAACGAUUUGCAGAAAUUGAAGUCGAUUUUCCGUGAGAUUUUUGAUGCAAUUCUGCCAUCGUUUAUUACAUAUCGUCAUAGUGGCGCGUAUGCAGCGUCGACGAAGCAUUUUUCGAUUUUGCAACCACAUCGUUUCCAACAGCAAAUUGCGUCGGCUUUGAAUGUGUCUGCUCUUCAUUUGUUGCUCGAAUAUCUCGAUGGACGAAUCAAAUGGGAGAAUUCGAUCAACCAACAGAGAUGCCUUGUUUGUCGUCGAAAAGAUGAAUCGGCACAAAAAAUGCGAUGCCGGAAUUGCAUUGAUGUCUACCAUUAUUCGUGUGUUCGUCCGAGAAUCACAUUAGCACAAUUUGAGGAUUCGUCGUUUGUUGAAAACUGGCUGUGCGGUCGAUGUCGAAGCGCAGAAAUUCGAAAGAAGCGACAGGAGCGAAUUGAGAAAACUGAGGAUGACGACGACAGCGGCGACGACGACGACGAGGAGGAGGAGAAGCAGCGACGAGGCGACCAAUCGGAUUCGUCGCCAGCGUUGUCUGACGUUGAAGGCGACGACGAUGACGACAGAAUGCACACAUAUUCACGAAAGGCCAAGAAGAGGGCGAACACGGCGAUGGCGGCGAUGGUGCAAUACGAGAAGAACGGCACGAUUGGUGGUAGUGAGCCGUUGCCCAAAAGGCGUUUGAUUAAAAAGGAUGUUCAAGAGUUCUUCGAAAGCAUCGAAAACGCGAAUCCGCGCCUGUAUCGACUACUCAUCUACGUGCCUUCUGGCGGGCGCGAGAUUCUCAACGGACGCGGCGAGCUCGAUUUGAAUGGAAUCGAGAACAAUUUGAAAUUGUACCGAACGGUUUCGGAUCUGCGCGACGACGUCACUGCAUUUUUCCGGAACGCCCGAAAUUACAUUGAAACUCACAAUAAUCGAAAACUCGACGAGCUCGACCUGAUGAUCUCGAAAUUGGAGCUCGAUGUUUAG
Caenorhabditis bovis is the source of this 3591-nucleotide messenger RNA. NCBI's taxonomy places the organism in Eukaryota, Metazoa, Nematoda, Chromadorea, Rhabditida, Rhabditidae. The record is from the annotation of a GenBank genome assembly.